This is a messenger RNA of Plasmodium malariae, 2361 nucleotides long. RefSeq names its product conserved Plasmodium protein, unknown function. Lineage: Eukaryota; Apicomplexa; Aconoidasida; Haemosporida; Plasmodiidae. The coding region runs from base 1 to 2361 and encodes 786 amino acids. The record is from RefSeq and is a predicted model, not a curated record. The transcript is spliced from 3 exons.
AUGAAUUCAAGAUUUUAUUGCAUCAUAUUUUAUGCAUUGUCCCUUAUUGUAUAUGUGAUAAUUAUAUAUUCUAUAAAUAAUUAUGAAAGGUAUAAUAUUCCAUCUGAAAGGUUAAGAAGUUCCAGUAAUUUUGUCCAAAAUGUGUACAAAAAUGGGAAUAACAUGAAUAAUGUUGAGGUGGAAAAAAAAUUUAACUCCAAUAUAUGCAUUAAUUUACUAAUCGUUACUGCGUGUAGUAACAAGGAAACAAUUGACUCAUUUGGGGUUAGACUAAAAGAAUUUAUUGAUGAACAAGUUAAUGCAAAUAAUAAAGAAAAGCUAACUUCACACAGAUUAUUUGAUAUAAAAGAUCUUUUUUUUAUUAAUUCACAUUUAAUUAAUAAGGAUAUAAUUAAAAAUGCGGAAAAUGGAAAAUAUUCUGAUAUUUGCGAAAAAAUAUUGUUGUCAAAAAAUAAAGUUCAUGAAUUUAUUAGCAAUACGUAUUAUAUUUAUUUAAAUGAAAACACGAAAGAAGAAGAACAGGACUUAUCUUUUACCUUAUCAACAACGAAUAUUAUUGAAAUUUAUUAUAAUAAAUUUGAACAGGAUGAAAAAAAAGAAAAAGAAAUAGAGAAAGAAAUAGAGAAGGAAAUAAAUAAAGAAAUAGAGAAAGAAAUAAAGAAAGAAAGAAAUAAAGAAAUAGAGAAAGAAAUAAAGAAAGAAAGAAAUAAAGAAAUAGAGAACGAAAUAAAGAAAGAAAUAAAUAAAGAAAUAAAUAAAGAAAUAAAGAAAGAAAUAAAGAAAGAAAUAAAUAAAGAAAUAAAUAAAAAAAAAAAAAAAAAAAAAAAUUAUGAACAGUUCAUAAAAGAAAUUUGGAAUGUGGUAAAAAAUUCCUUUUUUUUUAAAACGGAUAAGAAGAGGUUGUUACAUUUUGUUCCAGAACUUGAAUUAAAUUUUUAUUUAGCUAGUAGCCUUUAUAAUGAGCAAAAUUACAAAAUAAAAAAAUAUGAUACUGGACAAAAUCAGUGGAAAUAUGGCUAUAAAAACAACGAUUCUGGAUUGAGUAAAAAUUUAGAUUGUAUGGAUCAGGAAGAGCAAAAUAAAGAAGGAAAAAAUGGAAGCAGUAAUAAAAAUGGUAAAACUUUUAUGAAUGGUGUAAACCCCCCUGUUUUCAUUGCUUCUUGGGAUUUUUACAAUAAUUUUUAUUAUCCAUAUAUGAGAAAUUUUAUUGAAAAACUAUUAAACAUAUUUCAAAUUAAUAUUUAUGAACAAAUCAUAAGCAAUAUAGAUCUUUUUAAAAUAUCAGAAAGAGAUGAUGUAUAUAUCAAAAAAGAAAAGAAGACCGACGAACGGAAUAAUACCAGGUUGAUAUUAUUAGACAGAGUAACAAAAUUUACAAAUAUAUUUGAUGAAGUAAUGUUUGAUAAUAUUUUGAAAAAACCCACAUAUGAAAUUCCAAAAAAUAUUAACUUAAUAUCCAUAUUUCCUAAUGGUCAGGAAAUUUAUUUUUAUAACAAUUUAAACGAAAAAAUAGAAACGGCUGUUUCAUUUAUGGAAUGGGGUGUUAUAUAUAUAAACAAUUUUUUUAAUCGUUUGAAUAAUAUUGAUAAGAGAAAAAAAAUUAUUGACGUAUCAGGUCAGUCCCAUAUAAUUAGUGGGAUUUUUGUUUCUAAUAUAAGAGGAUUUUUAGGGUUAUGUGCAAAUUUUCCUGACUGUGUCCAUAAUAUUUUUAAUUCGGAUACAUAUCAAAUUGAAUAUGUAAAAACUUAUUCAAGAGAUAAUGAGAGCUCAUUUUCUUAUAUAAUUACUACCUAUGAUGGUUUCUCUUUUUCCUUUAUUUAUGAUAUUCCCUUGAAAAGUGGAAUAUCCGACUAUGAAACAUUAGUAUUAGCAAGGGAAGCGUAUACAUAUUACAUAGUAGAAGCCUUAAACAAUGUACAAAAAUUUGUCGAUAUAUCAAAUAUGAGUAUAUAUAUAAGAAUUCCAUUGCACACACGUGACGUGUAUAACAACAUUUUAAAUAAUAUUGACUGUAGCUUAGACUAUAUGACUGGGAAGAAGUGUAGGGUACAUCAUAUAGAUAGAGCAGUUGAAAAAAGUUUUCAUUCGCAUUUGAAAGAUAACGGCGAUGGUACUAAUAACAGUGUAAUGCGCAAAAGGGAAAUAUACUUUAAGGCGGCAGUAACAUUAGCUCAGUCCGCUUAUCAGGACUCACUGCAGCUUCUAAAGGACGACACAAUUUCUAUAUAUGAUAUCCUGUCAAAAGAUUUUUUAUUAGCAUCUGUUCUUCCAAUACUUAUUCCGUAUAUAAUUCCAGUAACAAUUGCCCUAUGCAGAGAGCUCUUCAAAGGAUUUAAAAAAAAAAAAAUGAAGUCAGAUUGA